AUGCUUCAGAGACCGCAGAAGAUCGUGGCUGCUGAGAUGGCUGGCCAGGAAGCCACACGGCAGAGGCACCUUAACCAGGAUACUGAUGGCAAAGAGUCAGCAUCAGCGGAGCCCGAAGCCUGGAAGAUCCGCUACGAGAAGUGCUGGCUGCACCGGCGCUGCUCCUCGCUGCUCCACAAGGACAAGCAGGCUCGGCAGGCCGGGCAGCUGUUCUCAGGGCUGCUGGCCAUGAACGUGGUGUUUCUGGGCUGCGCCUUCAUAAGCAGCAUGAUUUUCAACAGGGUGGCAAUUACCUUGCGCGACGUCAGGAUCUUCCUUUCCAUCCUCAAGAUCCUGUCUCUCUGCUGGAUCAUUUACUACUUGCUGUGUACCAGCAGGAAGCCCCAUGCUGUGCUGUACAGGGACUCCCAUGCCGGGCCAGUCUGGGUGCAGGGGUCUCUAGUGCUGUUUGGAGCCUGCACCAUCCUCCUGCAUGUGUUCAGGAUCGGAUACAUUGUCAGCCACAACCAUUGCAAAUCCCAACUGGAAAUCCUGUUCCUGUGCAUAGAAAUCAUCUUCGUUUGCAUUCAGACGUACCUUUUAUGGCGCCACUGUAAGGACUGUACCCAAGUCCAGCACAACCUCACCAGAUGUGGGCUGAUGCUGACCAUGGCCACAGAUCUCCUCCUCUGGCUGUUAGCGGUGACCAACGACUCUGUUCACAGGGAAAUUGAAUCUGCACUCAAAGGCAACGAGUCCAGCUCAUGCACGUGUCCAAACACAAUAGCCUGCCGUGUCUUCCAGAAGGGCUACAUCUUGCUGUACCCCUUCAACACGGAAUACUGUCUCAUCGGCAGCUCCAUGCUGUACGUCAUGUGGAAGAACGUGGGCAGGCGCAUCCCUCCCCACCACACCAUUCAUGCCCAGCCCAAGUUCAAGCUCCGUGGUGUCAUUUAUGGGCUGGUGCUGGGCAUAUCUACAUUGUUCAUUGGGAUCUGCAUCUUCAUGACCUACCAGAUCGAGGCUACCAGCUCAGCGCCUAGGCAGGAGACCCUUGUGCUGUAUUAUUCCUACUACGUCGCGCUUCUGCCGAUGAUGACUGUGGGUGCCUUGGCUGGGACUGUCAUCCAUGGCUUGGAAGAGCGUGAGCUAGAUACUCUGAAAAACCCAACCCGAAGCCUGGACGUGAUCCUGCUCAUGGGAGCAGCCCUAGGCCAGAUUGGCAUUUCUUACUUCUCCAUUGUCGCCAUUGUGGCCACCAACCCUGGAGACCUGCUAAACAGACUCAUCCUGACCUACGCGGUCAGCCUCAUCAUUCAGCACAUCACACAAAACAUCUUCAUUAUCGAGGGGCUUCACCGGCAGCCUUUGGUGGAGGAUCCUGAUGCCAGCCUGGCUGGGCCCCACACACAGCACUCGGGUCCAUCCAGUGAAGAGACGGCCAUGUCACACACCAGCCAGGAGCCCGCGCCACCCCCUGGCAACAAAGAGACUGAAGCAAAAGAAGGUGAGAAGCGUGAAGACUGUGACCCGAGAAGAGUUUACCCACUAGAGAUAAGACAGGAGAUCAGGAGGGUUUCGCAUGCCUACAGCCAUACCUACGGCCGCCUGAACUGGAAGAGGAAAGCCCUAAAGGAGAUCUCAAUCUUCUUGGUCUUGUGCAACAUCAUACUGUGGAUCAUGCCCACAUUCGGGAUGCACCCCGCCUUCGAGAACGGACUGGAGAAGUCGUUUUACGGUUACUCCACCUGGUUUGCCAUCGUGAACUUCGGCCUGCCCCUGGGUGUGUUCUACAGAAUGCACUCCGUCGGGGGGCUCCUGGAGGUUUAUGUGUCAUCCUGA
Molecule: messenger RNA, 1821 nt
Organism: Emys orbicularis (European pond turtle)
Lineage: Eukaryota; Metazoa; Chordata; Testudines; Emydidae
Gene: OTOP3
Product: otopetrin 3
Exons: 7
Coding region: 1-1821 (606 amino acids)
Biological process (GO): proton transmembrane transport
Cellular component (GO): membrane
Molecular function (GO): proton channel activity
Source: RefSeq, a predicted model, not a curated record